AUGACUGAUACACCACUGUCAAUGGCCUACAACGAUGGCCCCUACCACGCCUGGUGCAAAGACAACGGAGCCAAUGUGUCCACUGAUACAAUAUUGGCCAUCUUUGCAAACCUUGGUCGGCGGUUUGGAUUCCAGGACGAUAAUGUAAGCAACAUGUACGAGUUGUUUAUGACGCAGUUGGACUCUCGAUCAAGUAGAAUGAAUUGCUCAGAGGCAUUGUUGUCCCUACAUCUACAUUACAUUGGAGGUGAUUCUGCCAAUUACAAGAAAUGGUACAUGGCUGCUCAGUAUCCCUAUGAAGAUGAAAUAUGGACCCCCAAGGACAAGUUUAUAGUCAUGGAUAAUGAUGAAUGGAAACAAAGGUUGCGAGUGUUUCGAGAGGAAGAUUACGUGUUUCAAAUUGCCUUGUAUUUGCUAAUUUGGGGAGAGGCCAACAAUAUCAGGUUUAUGCCUGAGUGCAUUUGUUUCAUAUAUCAAUGUGCAUUGGACUACGUGGGACCUGAUCUUGAAAGAUUCUACUUUUUAGAUAAAGUUAUCACACCAUUGUAUAAGUUUCUUAGGGAUCAGCAGUAUGAUUUGAUAGAUGACAAGUGGAGCAGAAAAGAGAUUGACCAUUCACAAACUAUUGGUUACGAUGAUAUCAAUCAACAUUUCUGGAGUCCCCAAGGACUAUACAAAAUUAGGCUAGACAAUGGAAUUAGAGUUUACAAGCUUAAAAGAAAAGAUAGAUUCAAAGAAAUACACUUGAUAGAUUGGAAGAAAUCAUUAUCCAAAACAUAUAGAGAGAGGAGAACUUGGAUCCAUGUUUUGAGUAACUUCAAUCGAAUAUGGAUUAUUCACGUGUCGGUGUUUUGGUACUUUAUGUCAUUCAACUCGCCAUCCUUAUACACGGCAGACUAUACACCCGACAGGACACCACUAGUGCAUGUUAGAUUGGCCAUUGUGUCUGCAGGUGGUGCUUUGGCCGCCUUGAUCUCCCUUUUUGGUGCAAUUUCCGAAUUCUUAUUUCUCAAUAGUAAGAAUUUCAAAAAGUUGAUUACAUCUGCAAUUUUAUUGAUUUUCAAUAUUGCGCCAAUUGUUGUAAUUUUCAUUUUCCUCCCAUGGUCACAAUAUUCCCACACGGGCAAUGUGGUAUCUGGGCUGUUGCUUACAUUUUCCAUUUUAACGUUUGUUUAUUUAGCAACCAUACCUCCUGGUAGCUUUAGUUCAAUUUUUUCAAAUUCAUUUCCCAAAUUAUCAUUGAGAAGCCGAGCAUUUUCAAUUUCAUUAUGGGUGGUUGUGUUUGCAGCAAAGUACUCAGAGUCGUACUUCUUUUUGAUUCUUUCUUUAAAGGAUCCAAUUCAGAUUUUAUCGACAUUGUCAUUGGAUUGUCGUAAUGGUCAUUUCCUUUGUCCAGCACAGCCUAAAAUUACAUUGUGCUUGUUUUAUUUCACCGACUUGAUCCUUUUCUUUCUUGACACAUACCUUUGGUAUGUUAUUUGCAACGUCAUCUUUUCCGUUGGAUUGUCAUUUGCAUUGGGAGUUUCCAUUUUCACACCGUGGAGAAAUAUAUUCUCAAGAUUGCCAGAUAGAAUCUUGACCAAGGUUUAUCAUGGGGAUUCCUCAAACAGUUUGAUAUUGGUCAUAUCGCAAAUAUGGAAUGGGAUCGUCAUUUCGAUGUUUAGAGAGCAUAUCCUUUCCGUUGAACAAGUGAAGAAGUUGAUUUAUCAACGUGAAGAAGAAGAGGGAAAUGUUAAACCACCAUUGUUUUUUGCUAAUGAAGAUGACAAUACAUUCAAGUUAUUGGCAUACAUCAAAAUAGAAGAGGAAUGGGAGAGAAGAAUCACUUUUUUUGCCCAAUCAUUAUCAAGUCCUCUUCCAGACUCGUUUCCAGUGGUGUCGAUGCCGGCAUUCACGGUGCUCAUCCCUCAUUACUCAGAGAAGAUUCUUUUAGGGUUGAAAGAUUUGAUCAAGGAACAAUCUUUUUCAAAGUUGACUUUGCUAGAGUAUUUGAAGCAACUACAUCCCAAUGAAUGGAGAUCGUUUGUCAAGGAUAGCAAAAUGAUUCAGUCAAUAGAUGACGAAGAUGACGAUGACUUGGAUGAAUAUGAAAAAUCCAAAGAAAAUGAGGAUUUGCCCUACUAUUGUAUUGGGUUCAAAGAUUCAGCACCUGAGAAUACAUUGAGAACAAGAAUCUGGGCGGCAUUGCGUUGUCAAACAUUGUACCGCACAGUUUCUGGGUUUAUGAAUUACGAAGUUGCUUUAAAGAUUUUGUAUCGUAGUGAAAACAUUGGGUUUGAGAGUGAGGGUGACUUAUUUAUUGAACGAGAGAUGCAAGAGUUUGUGGAUCGCAAAUUUAGUUUGAUUGUGGCCAUGCAAAAUUUCCAAAGUUUCUCCACAGAAACUGCCGACGAUGCCGACGUAUUGUUUCGAGCAUUUCCUAAUGUAAAGAUUGCUAUUUUGGAAGUGGAAAAUGGCACUUAUUAUUCAACCUUGUUGGAUGUAUCGCAACGGGAUCAUAACGGGAAUUAUCGUAAAAGGUUCAAAAUCCGAUUAUCAGGGAAUCCAAUUUUGGGUGAUGGCAAAUCCGAUAAUCAAAACAAUGCCCUCAUUUUUUACCGAGGUGAGUAUAUCCAAGUUAUUGACUCGAACCAGGAUAAUUAUGUUGAGGAAUGCUUGAAAAUUAAAUCAUUAUUGACGGAGUUUGAAGAAAUGGAUCUUGAUGUGUCUCAUGGAUACAUUGCCGAUCCUAUUUUGGAGCCACCCCCCACAGUUGCAAUUGUUGGGUCUAGAGAGUUUAUAUUCUCCCAGAAUAUUGGUAUAUUAGGUGACAUUGCAGCUGGUAAGGAGCAAACAUUUGGCACUUUAUUUGCGAGAACAAUGGGCGAAAUUGGAUCUAAGCUACACUAUGGACAUCCUGAUUUCCUAAAUGGGAUAUUUAUGACAACAAGAGGAGGCAUAUCAAAAGCCCAAAGAGGUUUGCAUCUUAAUGAGGAUAUAUAUGCUGGCAUUACCGCCAUGUGUCGAGGAGGUAGAAUUAAGCACUUUGACUACUAUCAAUGUGGAAAGGGACGUGAUUUAGGGUUUCAAUCAAUUGUCAAUUUCACGAAAAAGAUUGGUGCUGGAAUGGGUGAGCAACUUUUGUCAAGAGAAUACUUUUACCUUGGUACGAAAUUACCCAUUGAUCGAUUCUUGUCAUUUUAUUACGCACACCCAGGGUUCCACAUUAACAACUUGUCCAUUAUGCUCUCGGUCAAGAUUUUCAUGUUUUUGGUGAUGAAUAUGGGUGCUUUGAACCAUAAUACGGUUGAAUGUGAUGAAAAUGAUCCAGUUGCUGGGUGUCAUACAUUGAUGCCGGUAUUGAAUUGGAUCGACCGAUUUAUUCUUUCGGUGUUUGUAUGCUUUUUCAUUUCGUUUCUCCCGUUGAUUAUCCAGGAGUUGAUUGAAAAGGGGUUUGUGAGAUCUGUUUUCCGAGUCAUUUUGCACAUUGUUUCAUUAUCCCCCUUUUUCGAAGUUUUCCUUUGUCAAGUUUACUCUCGUGCAUUGCGUGAUAACUUUGUCUUUGGGGAAGCACGAUACAUUGCCACUGGGAGAGAUUUUGCCAUUUCAAGAAUCUCAUUUGCUACAUUGUACACUAGGUAUGCCAAUUUAUCGAUGUACAGUGGAAUUGAGAUUUUCAUGGUGAUUUUGUUUGGUAUGAUGACUGUGAAGCGGAUUGCCCUUUUGUGGUUUGCCAUCACCGUAUUGGCAUUAUGUUUUGCCCCAUUUAUGUUUAAUCCUCAUCAAUUUAGUUUUAUUGAUUUUUUCCUUGACUACAGAGACUUUAUCCGUUGGUUGUCGAGAGGCAAUUCGAAAGUUAAAGAGUCCUCGUGGAUUCAGUUUUGUCAGAAUGAGAGAUCAAGACUAACGGGAGAGAAAUUUGAAGGACACUUGCUGGGAAGAAAUUCAACCACAUUCAAUUUGCUACUUGGUGAAGUUGCUACGCCCAUGAUUAGUUUUGUCUUGUACUUGAUUCCAUUCUUGUUUUUACAUUCAUCGGAUAAGUUGUUUGUAUUGGAUUUGGCCAAUCCAUUGAUCAAGGUUGCCAUCACCAUAUUCGUGCCAUACGUGUUAAACAUUGUUGUCUUGAUAUUGAUCUGGGUAUUGUCGUUGACCAUGGCACCAGUCUUUGCACUUUGCGUAAAGAAAAUUGCAUCAUUUUUUGCAGCAUUGGCCCAUUUCUUGUCCAUUCUGUUCCACAUCAUCAAUAUUGAAUUUUUAUUGCUAUUGCAAGAGUUUAGCUUUAUUCAUUUGAUAAGUGCCUUGUUGGUUGUUUUCAGUUUUCAUCGCGCUUUAUCAAGCUUCAUAUUGAUCACUUGUGUUUCACGUGAACGAGGAGAGAAUGUGACUAAUAGAGCGUGGUGGUCGGGGAAAUGGUAUCGUAGUGGGUUGGGAUUCAGAGUAAUUACACAAAAUAUGCGUGAAUUGAUUAUCAAAAUGUUGGAAUUGAACAAAUUUACACUUGAUUUCUUUUUGGGCCAUGUUUUACUCUUGGUCAUGUUUCCAUUAUUGUUUGUGCCAUACAUUGAUACGUUACACACGAGUCUCUUGUUUUGGUUGAAACCAAGUCGACAAUUCAAGCGGGGCAUAAUUUCAAAAAGGCAAAAGAGGAAAAGAAAUUGGCAAGUGGUUCGAUACUUUUUCCUUUUCGUUUUGAUAAUUGCCACUUUUAUUGCGUUAAUUGUGAUUCCACCAAUAUUCAAGACACAAUUAUUAAAGUUGCAAAAGAAGUUGACAAAUGUGGUUGUUGCAAAAGGAAAUGAGUGA
Molecule: messenger RNA, 4785 nt
Organism: Lodderomyces theae
Lineage: Eukaryota; Fungi; Ascomycota; Pichiomycetes; Serinales; Debaryomycetaceae
Gene: GSL1
Product: Gsl1p
Exons: 1
Coding region: 1-4785 (1594 amino acids)
Biological process (GO): (1->3)-beta-D-glucan biosynthetic process; fungal-type cell wall polysaccharide biosynthetic process
Cellular component (GO): 1,3-beta-D-glucan synthase complex; plasma membrane
Molecular function (GO): 1,3-beta-D-glucan synthase activity
Source: RefSeq, a predicted model, not a curated record